GGCGCUUUGGCUCAUUAGUGUGGGCGAGCAGAGAGGAGGAGGGACGCGCAAAAGACACAGAAGUGUUGAAGACGAAAACUCACGCUGAGCUCCGGAUGAGUUUGGAGUUUUCCUGGAGCUGCUUUGUUUUCCGGUGAGGUCUUGGGGAAAAAAGAAGUUGGAGAAAGAGGGAGAAAAUCCGUGAAGUGUCAAUGUCGCUCUUCUGACGGAUGAUAUUAAACACUGCACUGGAGCAUCAUCAGCAGGACUAACAGUAACCUGCCGGUCAUUUCCUCUUUUCUCCUGCCGCGGAAACGUCAGCGCUUUAGUUCUUGGCCGCGCUCUCCAAAACUCUUCCGUGAUUCUUAUCAGCCGGUUAUUGUUCCUUUUUGUCAACCGGACAUACACGAAUCGAUUCUCGCCUCUUACUGCUUUGCCUCGUUCCUUUUUAGUGGAUGCACCGAUGAGAGAUCCGGUUUUCACGGGGACCGGCGCUAUGGCUUAUCACCCGUUCCACGCGCACCGGCCCGCCGACUUCCCCGUGUCGGCGUUCCUUGCCGCGGCGCAGCCCGCCUCCUUCUUCCCGAGCCUCGGGCUUCUUCCCAAGCCGCUGGCUGAGCACGCUCUGUCCGGAGCCGCGGAGGCCGGCCUGCACGCGGCGCUGCACGGCCACCAUCACCACCACUCUCACCCGCAGCAGCAGGCGGCUGCCGCCGCGCACCUCCGUGCACUAAAGAGCCUCGAGCCAGACGAGGAGGUAGAGGACGACCCCAAAGUCAAUCUCGAGGCCAAGGAGCUCUGGGAUCAGUUUCAUAAACUCGGCACCGAAAUGGUCAUCACCAAGUCUGGAAGGAGAAUGUUUCCUCCGUAUAAAGUGCGCGUGAACGGCCUGGACAAGAAGGCCAAGUACAUCCUGCUGAUGGACAUCGUGGCGGCGGACGACUGUCGCUACAAAUUCCACAACUCUCGCUGGAUGGUGGCGGGGAAAGCGGACCCAGAGAUGCCCAAGCGCAUGUACAUCCACCCGGACAGCCCCGCCACCGGGGAGCAGUGGAUGGCCAAACCGGUCACUUUUCACAAGCUCAAACUCACCAACAACAUUUCCGACAAACACGGAUUCACUAUACUAAACUCGAUGCAUAAAUACCAACCCAGGUUUCAUAUUGUUCGAGCCAACGACAUCCUGAAGCUGCCCUACAGUACUUUCAGGACAUACGUGUUUCCAGAAACGGAUUUCAUAGCCGUCACUGCCUAUCAAAACGACAAGAUUACGCAGCUCAAAAUCGACAACAACCCUUUCGCCAAAGGAUUCAGAGACACUGGCAAUGGCAGGAGAGAAAAAAGGAAGCAGUUGAGUCUGCCUGCGCUGCGUGUGUAUGAUGAAGCGUGCGCUAAAGGAGACGGAGCGGAAUCUGACGCUUCAUCCUGCGAACCGCCGAGUAGCAGAGAGCCGCUUCACUCUCCUUUAGGAUCCGCAACAAGCCCGCUAAAAUUCAACAGGUCCAGUCGAGACGAGAAAAACUCCACUGAGAGUGAUCAAGAGUUUGAGCACCAGGAGCAAAUGUCUGUAGGAGUGAGUAGUCCUGGUCCACAAGCAGCAUCUCCCUUCAAGCCAAGCAUUGAGGAAAAGGUCAAGGACAAACCCGAGCUUGACAAGAAAGAGGACUGUGCGGACUCAAGUAGAGAAAGCGACUCUGCUUUCAGCAUCAGAAACCCAGAGAAGGACAAAUCAGAGAGAGGGAACCCCAAAGAGUCAGAACCAUCCAGGAAGGAGGGCAAGGAACGCUUUACCCCACUUCUGAUCCAAACAGAGGGCCCAUCAUCCUUCAGUGCCAAUCACCUCCAGAGCCUGGCGCUGUCCGGCCUGCACGGUCAGCCUUUAUUUAACCCACUGACUGCAGCAGGGCACCCGUUGCUGUUCCACCCGAGCCAGUUCGCCAUGGCUCCUGGGGCUUUCUCGACCAUGGGCAUGGGGCACUUGUUGGCAUCAAUGUCGGGGGCAAGCGCCCUGGAGAAUGGAGGCCUGUCACCUCAGGGCACUGCCACACCUGGGUCCUUCCCGUUCCACCUCUCGCAGCACAUGCUUGCAUCUCAGGGUAUCUCCAUGCCGCCCUUUGGCAGUCUCCUCCCGUAUCCAUACACGUACAUGGCGGCGGCGGCGGCUGCGGCGGCUUCUUCUCUCCCCGCCGGCGGUGUGGCGUCUUGUCUCAGCCGCAACGCUUUACUGAGCGGCUCGCGGCCCAGACUGCGCUUCAGCCCCUACCAGAUCCCGCCGAGCUCCAGCCUGCUCAGCGCCGGACUUCCGGGUGCGGAUCACGCAGACUCGGGCUCGGGUUCCUCCUCCAAACCAGGCAGCAGGGAGGGCAGUCCCGCACCCGGGCCGCACGGAUCCCCGCACGCACCCGCCAAGGAGGCCGUGAACGAACUGCAGAGCAUACAGAGGCUCGUGAGCGGACUGGAGAAACAGCGGGACGAGUCGCCGGGCCGAGAGUCUCCGAAAUGACGUAAAAAGGCUCAGUUUUCUAAUGGGUUUUGGAUGCAAAAAAAAAAAAAAAAUGCAUGAAUUUGCAUCAAAAUUCAUAAUUGCAUUUGGUUUAAAAAAAAAAAAAAAAAAAGUCGUGCGAACAGGCCUGGGAUGUGGAGAGAAAAAACGCACUUUGGGGUCGCUGUAUUGCAGAAAGAUGCAGAUGAAACUCGAGACUCACUGAACGCAAAUUUUCAAGUCCAGGUUUAAAUCAUGGUCAUGGGGAUUGAACACUGAACUGACCCUGAACCCAGUGGACUUGGCUGAAAACACAGUCUACAUCAAUGGAUGAUCAUCUUCUAAUCUGCUUGUAUCUGGGACUUGUUAUUUUUUUUUCUAAUUAUUUAUAUGUAAUAUUCAGAAGAUGAAAAUAACUAUGUAAAUAAGCCGAAUGGAUUGAAGAAGAUGCGUUUUAAUUUAUUCAGACUGUACAUUGGCGUGUAAAUACUAUCUAGGUUGCAAUUUGUUACAUUUAUAUUUGCCCCAAUUACCUGAGUGUAUAGGAAUAUUAUCUCUAGCGCUUGUUUGUAUGGAACCCGAAUGUGUGUGUGGGUGUGUGUGGGUGUGUGUGUGUGGGUGUGUGUGUGUGUGUGUGUGCCACCGCAGAUCUCGCUUUCUGCUUGCAAGGCUGAAUUUCAUACAUUGUAUUGCGUUGCGAUUUUUUAAAUACAGCGAUGCACUAACAGGGAAAUCUCAGGUUUCUUUUCUUCUUUCUUUCUUCUUUUUUUUAAAAAUAAAUAUAUCUGUCCUGGAGAAAGUCUUUAAAAUAGUUCCUCUGCUAAUUUUUUGGACAUCCUCGGGUAAAUGACAGUGGUUUUGUUGCAUUUUCUGCAUUUCAAUAAAAGAGGAAGGUGUUGCACA
Messenger RNA from Pangasianodon hypophthalmus (striped catfish), 3364 nucleotides. It is a transcript of the gene tbx2a, whose product is annotated as T-box transcription factor 2a. The transcript has 7 exons. Bases 443 to 2482 code for a protein of 679 amino acids. Lineage: Eukaryota; Metazoa; Chordata; Actinopteri; Siluriformes; Pangasiidae. Gene Ontology annotation, biological process: positive regulation of DNA-templated transcription; regulation of transcription by RNA polymerase II; cell fate specification. Gene Ontology annotation, molecular function: RNA polymerase II cis-regulatory region sequence-specific DNA binding; DNA-binding transcription factor activity, RNA polymerase II-specific. The record is from RefSeq and is a predicted model, not a curated record. Gene Ontology annotation, cellular component: nucleus.